Messenger RNA from Tribolium castaneum (red flour beetle), 1871 nucleotides. RefSeq names its product CDP-diacylglycerol synthase (gene Cds). The record is from RefSeq and is a predicted model, not a curated record. Gene Ontology annotation, cellular component: endoplasmic reticulum membrane. Gene Ontology annotation, molecular function: phosphatidate cytidylyltransferase activity. Bases 151 to 1479 code for a protein of 442 amino acids. Lineage: Eukaryota; Metazoa; Arthropoda; Insecta; Coleoptera; Tenebrionidae. The transcript is spliced from 7 exons.
UUUGCGUCACUGUCGGUAGAUGACGCGCCGGUGCUAACCUAAAUUCAAGGUUUUGUUAUUGAUUUUGAUAUUUUAAAUAAGAAGUGAAUUCUGUAUUACAAUAACAUCGGAAGCGCCUGGUGUUUGUUAAUUUAAUUAACGCAGAUUAUUAUGUCCGAUCUGAGAAAACGCAAAGAAUCCGAUGCCAAGGCCCCCGAAUCCGCUGAAAGUGACCAUGUGGACAGUGAGGACGACAAGCUUGGAGCCUCCGUAAACUUGUCCAAGUCGGUGCCCACGGGCACUGACAAGGCGCCCUCAGUCCUCGAGUUCUUCCUGCAGGACUUGCCGGAGAAAUGGCGCAAUUGGGUGGUCCGGGGCAUUUUCAGUUUACUGAUGAUCUCAUUUUUCCUUGUGGUGAUCUACGGGGGACCCCUGGCUUUAAUGAUUACUACCUUAGUUGUACAAGUUAAGUGUUUCCAAGAAAUUAUUAAUAUAGGGUAUGCUGUGUACCGGAUCCACGGUCUUCCUUGGUUUAGGUCGCUGUCGUGGUAUUUCCUCAUCACUUCGAAUUAUUUUUUCUACGGGGAGAACCUCGUCGAUUAUUUCGGGGUUGCAAUAAACAGGACUGAUUUCCUGCGAUGGCUCGUGACAUAUCACCGCUUUAUCUCGUUUUGUCUCUACUGUGGGGGCUUUGUAUGGUUUGUGCUCAGUCUAGUCAAAAAAUAUUACAUGAAGCAGUUUUCUCUCUUUGCUUGGACUCACGUCGCUUUGCUCAUCGUUGUCACGCAGUCUUAUUUAAUUAUUAAGAAUAUUUUCGAGGGACUUAUCUGGUUUAUAGUCCCGGUCUCGAUGAUCAUUUGCAAUGAUAUAAUGGCGUAUGUUUUCGGGUUUUUCUUCGGGAAAACGCCGCUUAUCAAAUUAUCGCCGAAGAAAACAUGGGAAGGCUUCAUCGGGGGCGGAAUCUCCACAGUUAUUUUCGGGGUUAUGAUAUCCUACGUUAUGUGUCAAUACCAAUACUUCGUAUGUCCCAUCGAAUACAGCGAGACUUUGGGCCGUAUGACCAUGGAGUGCGAACCCAGCGCCCUUUUCCGACCCACUGAAUACAGCCUCCCGUCUUGGCUUUCAGGGGUCUUGGGUGUUUUCGGCGUUUCCAACACCAUUUCGCUCUAUCCCUUCGUGUUGCACUCGCUGUCUUUGUCGGUUUUCAGCAGCGUGAUUGGGCCUUUUGGCGGCUUUUUCGCCUCGGGCUUCAAGCGGGCGUUUAAAAUCAAGGAUUUUGGAGAUAUAAUUCCGGGUCAUGGGGGGAUCAUGGAUCGGUUCGACUGCCAGUUCCUGAUGGCGACUUUUGUCAACGUUUACAUUACGAGUUUUAUUCAGACGGACAGUCCGCAGAAACUGCUGUCGCAGGUGCUGUAUUUGAAGCCGGAGCAGCAGCUCCAGCUGUUCCACAUGCUGAAGGAGUCCUUGGAGAACCGGAAUAUUUUAGAACUUAACAAUUAAGUUAUUUAUUUUGUGUAUACUUGUUUGUGCCAUUAUUGUUAUGUUUCAUAAUUUUAAAUGAACGGUAGGUGCCCUUCGAAUGUUUAGGAUUACAUAUUCUAAUAAAGUAAUUGUUUAUUAUGUAAAUGUAUAACGAUGUUUCACCAAGACUUACUAGGGAGGACGAGCUACGUAUUCUGCAAAGUAUUAUUGCAUGUUUGUUGUGUUUGUUAGUUUUAUUUCAGGUGGUGUCCCAGUGCAAUCAUUAAGUUCACAUUCCUUUAAGCUUUUUCUACAUUAUGGUAUAGAGUAGCGAGGCCCGGAUUAGAAACUUUAUAUUUAUAUAAUAGCUGUGUAAAUCUGUUGUAUGUAUUUUUUUGUCAGUGUUAACACCGAAUAAACUUAUGUACAAA